CUCUUCAUCUACCAGGAGAGAUGUCUCGUCCUGCGCACAAAAGGCCAGAAUAUCACAAAAUAAACAAAGACCUUUUUGUGCUCACCUAUGGAGCUCUGGUUGCCCAGCUAUGCAAGGAUUAUGAAAAAGAUGAAGAUGUGAACAAAUACUUAGAUAAAAUGGGUUACAACAUUGGAACACGGCUGGUGGAAGACUUUUUGGCUCGAUCCUGUGUGAGAAGAUGUCAUAGUUAUUCAGAAAUUAUCAACAUAAUCGCCCAGGUUGCUUUCAAGAUGUACUUGGGAAUUACACCAAGUGUGACCUGCCACAAUUCAAGCAGAAAUGAAUUUUCCCUGAUUCUACACAAGAAUCCACUGGCAGAGUUCAUAGAAGAGCUGCCUGCUGGGCGAUCUGCACUGUGCUACUGCAACUUGCUCUGUGGGAUCAUCAGAGGGGCCCUGGAGAUGGUUAAUUUGGCUGCUAAUGUUACAUUCUUGCAAGACAGACUAAAAGGCGACAGUGUGACAGAAAUCGGCAUAACAUUUCUGAAAAAGCUGGAUGAGAAAAAAUAUAGACGGAAAAAAUGA
Mus caroli (Ryukyu mouse) is the source of this 566-nucleotide messenger RNA. RefSeq names its product trafficking protein particle complex subunit 3L (gene Trappc3l). Gene Ontology annotation, cellular component: TRAPP complex. Gene Ontology annotation, biological process: Golgi vesicle transport. NCBI's taxonomy places the organism in Eukaryota, Metazoa, Chordata, Mammalia, Rodentia, Muridae. The record is from RefSeq and is a predicted model, not a curated record.